Eruca vesicaria subsp. sativa (arugula) is the source of this 318-nucleotide messenger RNA. NCBI's taxonomy places the organism in Eukaryota, Viridiplantae, Streptophyta, Magnoliopsida, Brassicales, Brassicaceae. The record is from the annotation of a GenBank genome assembly.
AUGCGGGAAGCUCACACAAGAAGAAAGAGUUACAAAGGUGUGGUUCUCAAUGGUGAUGGUGGGAGACAAGGUAGAGAGCAAGAGUAUAAAGAGUAUGUGGGAAAAGGGAAGGGGAAGAUGUAUGAGGAGAACAGAAACACUGGAUUAGAGUCCCUGAGAAGGAUAGCUACAAAGACCACUCUCAUCGCAACAGUCACAGGGGUUCUAGGUCUGAUCGAUCAAGGGAGUAUCAUUUCGAGGAGCGGAGUAGGUCAUUCCGAGGAACGAGACGUGAGGCUCGGGAGGAGGGAGAGUUUCAUAAUCAGGAACAAAAAGUAA